Dunckerocampus dactyliophorus (ringed pipefish) is the source of this 4876-nucleotide messenger RNA. It is a transcript of the gene taf2, whose product is annotated as TAF2 RNA polymerase II, TATA box binding protein (TBP)-associated factor. The transcript has 28 exons. Bases 367 to 3978 code for a protein of 1203 amino acids. The record is from RefSeq and is a predicted model, not a curated record. Gene Ontology annotation, molecular function: RNA polymerase II general transcription initiation factor activity; chromatin binding; transcription cis-regulatory region binding. NCBI's taxonomy places the organism in Eukaryota, Metazoa, Chordata, Actinopteri, Syngnathiformes, Syngnathidae. Gene Ontology annotation, biological process: transcription initiation at RNA polymerase II promoter. Gene Ontology annotation, cellular component: transcription factor TFIID complex.
ACGCUGAUGAAUGUACUGUAUGUUAUUUUAAUUUUUUUAUCCUUUAGCUUUUAUCGACAUAUGUUGUCAUCUUCGACGAAAAUUUCAUUUUAAAUACAUUUAAAAUGUAUUUUUUUUUUAAUCUCGGACGUCUCAGUGGUCAUUUUGCGCGGGAGGUGAAAGGUGAUGCAAACAUGGCGGAAGGUCUGGAGCGGUGGUCUGGAUGUUGUGUCGACUUCUCAUCAUUACCCGUUUAAAUGUCUGCUAAGUGUCAUAUUGAUGAUUUGGUGACUUUUGGAUACGCACAAGAAAGACUGGUCAGAAAAAACAUUUAUUGAUCCAACAGCGGAGACUGAUGAUCAGUCGACGUGACACGAAGACGCGACCAUGAAUAGGAAAAGGGACAAAGGAUUUGAGAGCCCACGGCCAUUUAAAUUGACCCACCAGGUUGUGUGCAUCAACAACAUCAACUUCCAGAGGAAAUCUGUCAUUGGCUAUGUUGAGCUGACCAUUGUCCCUACCGUAGCCAACCUUAACAGGAUUAAGUUGAACAGUAAACAGUGUCGCAUCUACAGGGUCCGAAUCAAUGACCUUGAAGCCUCCUUUAUUUAUAAUGACCCCACCCUGGAAGUGUGCCACAGCGAGUCGAAGCAAAGGAACCUGAAUUAUUUCUCCAGUGCCUACACGGCAGCAGUGAGUGCUGUGGACCCCGAUGGAGGACACGGGGAGUUGGUCAUCAAGGUUCCUUCUGAACUCUGGAAGCAAGGAGAUGAGUCCCAUCUUUUGAAGGUGUACAUUGAAUACUCAUUGGACCAGCCAAAAGGGGGUCUCCACUUCGUUGUCCCUGAUGUGGAAGGCAAUAUGGCCGAGAGAGGAGCUCACGUCUUCUCCUUUGGACACCACAACUCCACAAGGUUCUGGUUCCCAUGUGUGGACUCUUACUCAGAAUUAUGCACAUGGAAGUUGGAGUUGACCAUAGACGCCUCCAUGGUCGCUGUGUCAUGUGGUGAUCUGGUGGAGACCAUCUACACGCACGACAUGAGGAAGAAAACCUUCCAUUAUGUCCUGUCCAUCCCUACUGCGGCUCCCAACAUCUCCCUGGCAGUUGGGCCCUUUGAGAUCCUUGUGGACCCCUACAUGCAUGAGGUGACCCACUUUUGCCUUCCGCAGCUGCUGCCGCUUCUCAAGCAUUCAAUGUCUUACCUGCAUGAGGUUUUUGAGUUCUAUGAAGAAAUCCUGACUUGCCGCUACCCUUACUCCUGCUUUAAGACGGUUUUUGUGGAUGAGUCGUAUGUGCAAGUGUCCUCCUAUGCUUCCAUGAGCAUCUUCAGCACCAACCUACUUCACAGUGCUAUGAUUAUAGACCAGACCCCUUUGACACGCCGAUGUCUGGCCCAGGCCUUGGCUCAACAGUUUUUUGGUGUUUUCAUCUCAAGGAUGUCAUGGGCUGAUGAGUGGGUGUUGAAGGGCAUCUCUGGCUAUAUCUUUGGCUUGUACCUGAAGAAGACCUUUGGAGUAAAUGAGUACCGCCACUGGAUCAAAGAGGAACUGGACAAGAUUGUGGAAUACGAGCUGAAGAUGGGAGGAGUUCUUUUACACCCAACCUUCAGCGGAGGCAAAGAAAAGGACAAUCCAACUCCCCACCUCCACUUCUCCCUCAAGCACCCGCAUACUCUUUCAUGGGAGUACUACAAGAUGUUCCAGUGUAAAGCUCACCUAGUGAUGAGGCUCAUAGAAAACAGGAUCAGCAUGGAGUUCAUGUUACAGGUUUUCAACAAGCUUUUGAGUCUGGCCAGCACGGCAUCUUCACAGAGGUACCAGAGUCACAUGUGGAGCCAGAUGCUUCUUUCUACCCACGCCUUCUUGAAAUCUAUUUCCAACGUCUCUGGCAAAGACAUCGCUCCUCUCAUUAAACAAUGGGUAGAUCAGAGUGCUGUCGUCAAAUUCUUUGGCAGCUUUGCAUUCAACAGAAAGAGGAAUGUUCUGGAGCUGGAGAUCCGCCAGGACUACACGUCUUCGGGGACUCAGAAGUAUGUGGGUCCCAUCAAGGUGACAGUACAGGAAUUGGAUGGAUCUUUCAAUCACACUUUGCAGAUCGAAGAGAACAGCCUCAAACAUGAUAUUCCAUGUCACUCCAAGAGCCGAAGGAACAAGAAAAAGAAGAUUCCUUUAAUGAAUGGAGAGGAAGUGGACAUGGAUUUAUCAGCCAUGGAUGCAGACUCUCCUCUUUUAUGGAUACGGAUCGAUCCAGACAUGUCAAUACUGCGGAAAGUAGAAUUGGAGCAAGCCGACUUCAUGUGGCAGUACCAGCUGCGAUAUGAAAGGGAUGUCGUUGCGCAGGAAGAGGCCAUAUCUGCUCUGGAAAGUUUCCCAACUCCUGCCUCCAGACUGGCUCUCACUGACAUCCUUGAACAAGAACAGUGUUUCUACAAAGUCCGCAUUCAAGCCUGCUUCUGCCUGGCCACGAUCGCCAAUGCUAUGGUGAGCACGUGGCAGGGCCCACCAGCUAUGAAGUCCCUGUUCACCAGAAUGUUCUGCUGUAAGAGCUGCCCCAAUAUUGUAAAGACCAACAACUUCAUCAACUUCCAAAGCUAUUUCCUGCAAAAGACAAUGCCUGUUGCCAUGGCAUUACUCAGAGACGUCCAGAAUCUUUGCCCCAGAGAUGUCCUUAACUUCAUACUUGACCUCAUCAAGUACAAUGACAACAGGAAAAACAAAUUCUCAGAUAAUUACUACCGUGCAGAACUGAUUGAAGCACUGACCAACUCCUUGACCCCUGCCAUCAGCAUCAACAAUGACAUGCGGACAGUGGACAAUUUAAAUGCUGAUGUACAUCUCAUUUUGGAGGAGAUUACCAGAUUCCUCAACAUGGAAAAACUCUUGCCAAGCUACAGGAACACAAUUACUAUCAGUUGUCUUAAAGCCAUUCGGCAACUUCAAAAGAAUGGUCAUAUUCCAAGUGAAGCGUCACUCUUCAGGUCCUAUGCAGAGUAUGGACACUUUGUUGAUGUGCGUGUUGCUGCUCUGGAGGCUCUGGUGGACUAUACGAGAGUUGAAAGAAGCUCAGUGGAACUACAGUGGCUGCUCAGUCUCGUCCAGAGCGACCCAGCUCAUUAUGUCAGACAUAAGAUCUUGGCUAUGCUUUGUAAGAACCCACCCUUCACCAAGACAACAGAAUCAAGUCUAUGUGAUGAAGCUCUGGUGGACCAACUCUGGAAGCUGAUGAACUCAGGCACUGCUCAUGACUGGCGACUGCGGUGCGAUGCUGUAAACCUUUACUACACCUUGUUUGGUUUGACUCGGCCCUCCUGCCUGCCCCUCCCUGAGCUUGGCCUAGUGUUGAACCUGAAGGAGAAGAAAGCUGUACUAAACCCCACCAUCAAGCCUGAAUUGAGCGUUGGUGCUGUCAUUGACACCGCUGCCAGUAUAGGAAUCCAUGGUGUUGGCAUCAGUUAUCCACCUGAGGAUGAAGAGCCGGAUCCUAUUUCACUGGGGGUUUGUGGGGUAGGUCAGCCACCUCAGGGCAUCAAGAGAAAAGCUGACACUCAGCUGGGCUCCCCUCCAGAACCAGGACCAGCGCUGCAGCAUCAAGAUGACGACAGUAAAGUGGGGCGCUACAAAAUCAGGUUUAACAUGGAAGAUGAAGUUAUUGACAUGGAGACGGUCCAUGACAGCCAAGCCUUCAUUCACCAUCAUCUCCAUCUAUUGGAGAGACCUUCUACACCAGGGAAAGAGCCAGCCUUGGUGGAACAUUCCAUGCUCUCCAUGCCGGCCACGCCUCUACCGUCCUUCCCCAAAGACCCUUCCUCCUUGCCACAGAAACACAGAAGCGAGCACAGCCACCACCACCACGAGCACAAAAAGAAGAAGAAGAAGAAGCACAAACACAAACACAAGCACAAACAUGACAACAAGGAGCGAGAGCGCGGGAACUCGCAUCCAUACAGCAAUAGUCCAGCCAGUGGCAAGUCCUUGCAGUCUCCAUCUCUGUCGGAAUAAAUUUCAUCCCUCAAACACAUGUCCACAAGCAAACACACAAAUCCACAGUACAUAAUAUCAAAAGAAGUAUUGGAUCCCUGCUAAUUAUGUAUGUUGAUAUGAAGAAUACAUAAUUUUUACUCUACCUUUUAUUUGAACGGAGAGACAGAUUGUAAAUAAAAUAAAGUUUAUAAAUGAAUUAGUAUUAGAUGGAGUUAAAUGAGUAUUUGAUGGCAAUAGAAAAUGUGGUUUAGUAGUUGGUGGAGAAAGCCUUGUUUACAAGCACGAGAGAGGUCAGAUGUAUCUUACUAAAGAUUGUGAGAUCAACUGAAGCCCCUGUGUGGGCAAGGUAAUGCUUUUCUUGCUGACUGUGCUCCCAACUCCCUUGGCAUCGUCAACCAGCUCCUCCCCUGUCAUUGUGGACUACUCCCUCACCUUUCUCACAGUCAUCCAUAACCCACCUGGUGAAAUAUUGCAGUCUUGUGCAGGUCAGCAAUCUUUGGUCUUUUCCACGUAAUGAGUUGAUAUUAGGAGUACAGUCCUCCCUCGCUACAUUGAGCCCUCACUCUCUUUUAAAAAAUUAAUAAAUGGUCGCUGUUUCAUGGUUGAAUACGACCUACUUUUUUAUAUGUGUGUAUAUAUAGAUAUAGCUAUAGAUAUAGAUAUAUCUAUAUAUAUAUAUGCACGCAAUAAGCGAGGGAUUUGUGUACUUUCUUAAAGAGACUGGACUCAUUUGUGUGUUUCACGGCCACAUAACCGCUAAUGCUUGCUGUUGUUAUACGGUUCAAAUACGUAUUUUCUUCAUUCAUAUACAAAUUCAUAUAUAACUUUAUAACUUUAUUUCCAUUUACACAUCAAGAUUUUCUGACUUUUUAGUUACUUUUUUUUUACAUUUUGCCUUGCCUCCAGUGUUUUUGUA